AUGGCAGCCCCCUGUAGAAGAAUUCCAGUGGUUGUAGUUUUGGGAGCUACAGGAACAGGGAAAUCCAAGUUAGCUAUAGAAAUAGGUCGUAGAUUUAACGGCGAGAUAAUUAGCACUGAUUCCAUGCAAAUUUAUAAAGGGUUAGAUAUUGUAACAAAUAAAGUUACACCACAAGAACAAGAUGAAUGUCCUCAUCAUAUGAUUAGUUAUCUUAGUCCUUUACAAUACUCACAUAAUGUUGUCAACUUUAGAAAUAAAGCUCUGCCCAUUAUUGAUAAACUGAUAUCAGAAGAAAAGGUACCAAUCAUUGUUGGUGGAACCAAUUAUUAUAUAGAAUCUUUAUUAUGGAAUUUUCUCAUCAACAAGAAGGUGAAGGCAAGUUCAACAGAUGAUUCUGAAUUAAAGAAAGAAGAAGAUCCAUCUGUGGCUGGUGUAGACACGAUUCAACUUCAUAAGAGAUUACAAGAAAAAGAUCCUGAAUUAGCCAAGAAAAUUCAUCCCCAUAAUCGUAGAAAAAUAGUCAGAGCUUUAGAAGUAUAUGAUGUUCAUGGUGUAAAAGCUAGUGAUAUAUAUAAAAUACAACAAGAAGAUAGUGGCAGUAACCAACGUGGUGUUUUACGCUACACUGAUCCUUGCUUAAUCUGGAUACAAACUGAUCAUGAUGUUUUGAUAAAGAGAUUGAAUGAUAGAGUUGAUGCUAUGAUAGAAAAGGGUUUAUUAAAAGAAUUGAAAGAUUUUUAUGAUGAAAAUUUUCAGCAAACCUUAGAUAAUAAAAGGAACUUAGAUUAUGAAUCUGGUUUGUUUCAAUUGAUUGGUUUAAAAGAAUUUAGGAAAUAUUUAAGGUUGACUGAGGAAGAGAAAAAUUCAGAUAAAGGGAGAGAACUACUGGAAGAAGGAAUUGAACUGUUAAAAAUAGCUACAAGGCAAUAUGCUAAGAAACAAAUACGCUGGAUUAAAAACAGAUUUUUGAAAUCACAAUCUACAAAUGUACCACCAGUAUAUAGUGUUAAUUCUACACAUGUUGACCAAUGGGAUGAACUUGUUUCUAAACCAGCCAUGAAAACAGUCGAAGCAUUCAUGAAGGGUAUAAAACCAGAUAUUGUCCCUGAACCCUUCACAGAAUUCAAGACUGAAUAUGAAUAUAAUAUAUGUGAUGUUUGUAAUGGUAAAGUUUUCAUCACUAAAUUUGAAUGGGAAAACCAUAUCAGUUGUAAGAAACAUAAUAAAUCAUUGGUCAGAAAAAGAAAAAGAGAGGGAAAAUCUGAUAUUAAGAGACAGAAGUUAGAAGAAGACCAAUCAAAAGAAACAAUAGAAGAAAUGAGUUGACAGUAAAAUAGUUUGUAUUUUUUAUGUCAUAAAUAAAAUAUAUUUUGU
Molecule: messenger RNA, 1374 nt
Organism: Lottia gigantea (owl limpet)
Lineage: Eukaryota; Metazoa; Mollusca; Gastropoda; Lottiidae
Exons: 12
Coding region: 1-1326 (441 amino acids)
Biological process (GO): tRNA modification
Cellular component (GO): mitochondrion
Molecular function (GO): tRNA dimethylallyltransferase activity
Source: RefSeq, a predicted model, not a curated record